CCGGACGCUUUUUGUGACAAGAUGUGCAAGGAACUGGGUCUCUGUUGUGGUCUCCUAUCACUCGGCGCCUUCAUCUCCUGCUUUGUGGUCCUGCACAUGCUGAACAAGAUCAUCCACAUCCACUUGGACACAGCCAUGCAUGUGAGCAUCCCCUUGGAGGCCAAUGAUGUUGAGGUAUUCGGCUCGGGAUGCCAAAACACCCUGAUCGUGAACAAUCUGGAUGCACCGCAUCUCAGCUGGCUGGAGCUCUUCUACAUGCGCUGGACGGUGGUGUUCACGCUGGUCUACUCCUUCGCUGCCACGCUCCUCAAUCGGGCCAAAUACCUGGGUGACUUUCAGAUUAACCUGGCCACUUCCAAUGCGAUGAUACUGAUGGGCUCUCUGCUGUCGGUGGUGCUACUAUUGGCCACUGUUGACCUCCAUCAUCGUGAGCACUUUAUGAAGCUGUGGUGCAACGACUUCAUCAUCUACCAUCUGUACUACAUCGCAAUCACCACCGCAGUGUCGGUGGUUUUCUUCAUUACCCACUCCUGCCAGAAGCACCUGAGCGAAUAAGCUGUAUAAAACUCCUGGGGAAGUCUUAGCAAUGCAAAAAAGUAGGCCAGCUCAAAUUGAAUCCUCCAGCAUUUGUAAAACAUCUUUACUCUAAUAACGAAAGUCCUAGGGAAGCAGCAGCACCACAACCACUUCAUCGUUUACAACCAGUCUAAAAGUACUAGGCAAUGAAAAAGAGUAAGCCAAUUCAAAAAUUAAUCCCUAACCAUCAUUUGAAAGUAAAGGACUAUAGUUAACAAACCAGAUAUGCCAAAGGAAACAAAUAACAAUUUAACCAAAUUAUCUUUAGGCUCAAAUAGGGCUAACUGCCUUAUAUAUGCAAGUAGAACCGCUGCAUCGUUUGGAGCCAGCAUCCAAACACUAAGCAAUGCAUUUUGAAAAAUUAAUUUUGCUAAAGUAAAGAUACAACUCAAAUAAACAAUAUCCAUGGGAGGCGCCACUUAUUUCAAAUAUUUAUUCUUAAAUUCCCUUGGAAGAACGAUUAUGGGUAAAAAUGAAGCCCAAUCGGUUCAGUUUGCAGUAACCAUAUCA
This is a messenger RNA of Drosophila gunungcola (fruit fly), 1086 nucleotides long. RefSeq lists its product as uncharacterized. The record is from RefSeq and is a predicted model, not a curated record. The transcript is spliced from 3 exons. The coding region runs from base 22 to 555 and encodes 177 amino acids. NCBI's taxonomy places the organism in Eukaryota, Metazoa, Arthropoda, Insecta, Diptera, Drosophilidae.